This is a messenger RNA of Hyla sarda, 5136 nucleotides long. It is a transcript of the gene ABCC3, whose product is annotated as ATP binding cassette subfamily C member 3. The transcript has 31 exons. The coding region runs from base 253 to 4845 and encodes 1530 amino acids. Gene Ontology annotation, cellular component: membrane. Gene Ontology annotation, biological process: transmembrane transport. Lineage: Eukaryota; Metazoa; Chordata; Amphibia; Anura; Hylidae. The record is from RefSeq and is a predicted model, not a curated record. Gene Ontology annotation, molecular function: ATP binding; ATP hydrolysis activity; ABC-type transporter activity.
UAGAAAUUGCACCCUCUGCAUAUAACAAUCCAUGCUACAAAAAAAGCAGAAGUCAGGAGACCUCCCUCUAUGCCUGGAGGUUCUCAGCACCUAAUACUCCACAGCACUAGCACCAUUCACCACCCCCAGAGUGCAUGUCGGUCUCUGGAGGCAAAGCUGACACGGGGCAUCUAGCCGGGCACAGGGCGGCUGGCAGCUUCUCUCCAAUCUAUGUAGGUUCUAGGAUAAAGAGCCUCUAAAAUAGCCUGGAAUAUGGACACCUUCUGUGGGACCGAAGGAAAACUGGCCUCCAAGUUUUGGGAUUCCAACUUGACGCUGCAUACAGACAACCCGGACCUGACGCCAUGCUUCCAGUACACGGUCGUCGCUUGGAUCCCUUGCAUCUACCUCUGGGCCAUACUGCCAUUUUAUAUUAUUUAUUUAAAGUAUAACAGGAAGGGAUAUAUUGUGCUGUCUAUGCUGAGCAAAGCCAAAACGCUAUUCGGGGUGCUGCUCUGGUGCGUGUGUUGGGCGGACCUGUUCUAUUCUUUCCAUACUCUUGUACAGAAUGACCCCCCUCCCCCGGUCUACUUUGUCACCCCACUUAUAGUCGGAAUAACAAUGAUCACAGCGACAAUACUUAUCCAGUACGAGAGACUGAGGGGCGUCCAGUCUUCAGGGGUGCUAAUAAUAUUCUGGUUUCUGGCAACACUAUGCGCUAUCAUACCCUUCCGCUCCAAGGUCAUGUCUUCAGUCAGAGAGGGCGUCACUGACAGAUUCCGCUUCACCACGUUUUUUAUUUAUUUCUCAUUCCUUGUGGUGGAGCUCAUUCUCUCCUGGUUCAAAGAGGCGCGGCCGUUCUUCUCUCCAGUUAGAUCAGACCCUAAUCCCUGUCCCGAGUUGGAUGCUAGUUUUCUAUCAAGACUCACAUUCUGGUGGUUCAACAAGAUGGCCUUACUGGGCUACAAAAGACCUCUAGAAGAGAAGGACCUUUGGUCUUUGAAUGAAGAUGACACCUCAAAAAUUGCUGUAUCCAAACUGAUUAUGGAAUGGGAAAAGGAGAAGAACAAGAUAAGAAUGAGUGAAGUGAAGUUCACCAAAACUCAAGAGAUUGAGCUGAACCACGUGGACGAGAAGCCCACCGAGUCCGAUGUCCUGAUCGAGAACAACAAAAAAAGGAAAGAGCCGUCCUUCUUAAAGGUUCUGCUGAAGGCGUUUGGCCCAUUCUUCUUAAUCGGUUCAGUUUUCAAGCUCUUUCAGGACCUCUUGUCUUUUGUGAAUCCUCAGUUACUAAGCAUUCUUAUUGGCUUCAUCAAAGAUAGACAAGCUCCAGCAUGGUGGGGAUUCACUAUUGCCGCUCUGAUGUUCCUCUCCUCUGUAGCCCAAACACUGAUCCUUCACCAACAUUUCCAGUACUGCUUUGUCACUGGGAUGCGGCUGAGAAGUGCCAUCACUGGGAUCAUAUACAGAAAGUCGUUGGUGAUCACAAAUGCUGCAAAACGUUCAUCUACAGUCGGAGAAGUCGUCAACCUGAUGUCGGUGGAUGCUCAAAGGUUUCAGGACUUGACCACUUUCCUUAACAUGCUGUGGUCGGCCCCUCUGCAGAUCUUCCUGGCACUUUUAUUUCUCUGGCAGAAUCUGGGACCCUCAGUGUUGGCCGGAGUUGCUGUCAUGGUUCUUCUGAUCCCCAUCAAUGCCUUUAUAGCUAUGAAAACCAGAGCCUUCCAGGUGGAGCAGAUGAAGUACAAAGAUUCCAGGAUUAAGUUAAUGAAUGAGAUCCUGAAUGGGAUAAAGGUCCUGAAGCUUUACGCCUGGGAGCCAUCAUUUUCACAGAAGGUUCUGGAAAUCCGAAAGAAAGAGCUUAACGUCCUGAAGAAAUCAGCGUGCCUUCACGCAGUGUCAACUUUUGCAUGGACCAGCGCACCAUUCCUGGUGGCGCUGACUACAUUCGCAGUGUACGUGUCUGUGGAUGAGAAGCACAUUCUGGAUGCAGAGAAGGCCUUUGUGUCCCUCUCCCUGUUUAAUAUUCUGCGAUUUCCACUGAACAUGCUGCCCCAGGUCAUCAGCAGCCUCGCCCAGGCCAGCGUCUCCAUCAAGAGGAUCCAGAACUUUUUGGCCAAUGAUGAGUUGGAUCCGGCGGCGGUGAACACAGAGACACCACUGAGCGGUGCCGCCAUCGCUGUACAAAACGGGACAUUCAGCUGGGCAAAAUCCAGUGAUCCGGUGCUGACCAACAUCAACCUCCUGGUUCCUUCUGGGUCGCUGGUCGCCAUUGUGGGUCAUGUGGGUUGCGGGAAGUCGUCGCUGGUGUCGGCUCUUCUGGGGGAGAUGGAGAAGUUGGAGGGAGACGUCUCUGUGCGGGGCUCGGUGGCGUACGUUUCACAGCAGGCCUGGAUACAGAACUCCACACUGAAGGACAAUAUCUUGUUUGGUCGAGCAGAAAAUGAGAAAAACUACAAGAAGGUUCUGGAAGCCUGCGCCCUGCUGACUGACCUGGAGAUGCUGCCGGGGGGCGAUCAGACCGAGAUCGGAGAAAAGGGUAUUAACCUGUCAGGAGGACAGAAGCAGAGGGUGAGCCUUGCCCGUGCCGUCUACAGUAAUUCGGAUGUUUUCCUAUUGGACGAUCCACUCUCAGCUGUGGAUUCUCAUGUGGCCAAACACAUCUUCGACAACAUCAUCGGACCCGACAGCUUAUUACGUGGAAAAACACGGCUCCUGGUCACACACGGGAUCAGUUUCCUGCCGCAGGUUGACCAUAUUGUGGUGAUUGUGGACGGUAAAGUCUCAGAGAUGGGGUCCUACCAAGAACUGAUGAAGCAGAAUGGCGCUUUUGCUGAAUUCUUAAGGAACUAUGCGUUCGAGGACAACGUGGAGGAGGAAGAACUAAAGAUCCUAGAUGAGGAAGAGGUGCUGCUGGCCGAGGAGACGCUGAGCAACCACACAGACCUUGCUGAUAGCGAACCAGUGGCCAACGAGGCCCGGAAGAAGUUCAUUAGACAGAUCAGCGUCCUCUCCUCCGACACAGAGCAGCCGCACGUUAUGUCUGUGCGCAGAAGAGUUUGUGAAAGAAAAAUAUCAGAAACCGCAAAACCUCAGGUGGAAAAACUCAUUCAGAAGGAGACAGCAGAAACGGGGAGGGUCAAGCUUGCGGUUUUCUGGCAGUACAUGAAGGCCGUCGGACUUUUGGUGUCAUUGUUCAUUUGCUUCCUCUACUGUUGCCAAAAUGCAUCAGCCAUCGGGGCAAACGUGUGGCUGAGCGACUGGACCAACGAACCGGUGAUCAACGGGACGCAGCAGAACACCCAGCACAGGGUCGGAGUCUACGCCGCACUGGGAUUGCUACAAGGUGUCCUGGUCAUGGUGUCCUCCUUCACCUUGGCAAUGGCCGGGAUUGGCGCGGCACGGAAGUUGCACGUGGCGCUCCUGGAUAAUAAGAUGCACACGCCACAGUCAUUUUAUGACACCACACCCAUCGGACGCAUUAUCAAUCGUUUCUCUAAAGACAUCUAUGUCAUCGACGAGGUCAUCCCCCACACCAUCCUCAUGUUCCUGGCCACGUUCUUCACCUCCGUGUCCACCAUGAUCGUCAUUGUCUCUAGCACGCCACUGUUUGCCGUGGUCAUCAUACCCCUGGCCUUCAUCUACUUCUUUGUACAGAGGUUCUACGUGGCCACGUCACGGCAACUAAAGCGUCUGGAGUCAGUCAGCAGGUCGCCUAUUUAUUCUCACUUCUCAGAAACCAUCACUGGUACCAGCAUCAUCCGGGCGUAUGGGCGGCAGAACAGCUUCAUCCAACUCAGUGAUCAAAAAGUGGACGACAAUCAAAAGAGCUACUACCCGGGCAUAGUGUCCAACAGGUGGCUCGGAAUCCGGGUCGAGUUUGUUGGAAACUGUGUCGUCCUCUUCGCCGCUCUCUUCGCUGUGAUUGGUAGAGAGAGUCUCAGUCCCGGCCUCGUGGGUCUUUCUGUAUCUUAUGCUUUGCAGGUAACAAUGUCCCUAAACUGGUUGGUGAGAAUGACCUCUGACCUGGAGACCAACAUUGUGGCUGUGGAGCGAGUCAAGGAAUAUGCUGAGACCGAAACAGAGGCUCCAUGGAUCAUAGAAGAUAAUCAACCACCAGAGGACUGGCCAAGCCGAGGGGAAGUGGAGUUCUCAAACUACUCAGUCCGGUACCGGCCUGGCCUGGACUUGGUGCUGAAGAAUCUAAGCCUGAGUGUAAAAGGAGGAGAGAAGGUUGGAAUCGUUGGAAGGACGGGAGCAGGGAAAUCUUCCAUGACGCUUUGUCUUUUCCGGAUUUUGGAAGCAGCAGAAGGAAUCAUCAAGAUCGAUGGUGUGAACAUCUCCGAGAUCGGGCUGCACAACCUCCGCUCCAUGCUCACCAUCAUUCCACAGGACCCAGUUCUUUUCUCAGGGACUCUCCGAAUGAACCUUGACCCCUUUAAUAAAUACUCAGAAGACGACAUCUGGAAAGCUGUGGAAUUGUCCAACUUGAAAAAGUUUGUUUCCAGCCAACCUGAGAAGUUGGAUUACGAAUGUUCAGAGGGUGGCGAAAACCUCAGUGUUGGUCAGCGACAACUCGUCUGCUUGGCCCGUGCUCUCUUGCGCAAAACUCGUAUCCUGAUAUUAGAUGAAGCCACUGCCGCCAUUGACCUCGAAACCGAUGACCUCAUACAAAUGACCAUCAGGACGCAAUUUGAGGACUGCACGGUGCUCACCAUCGCUCACCGGCUCAACACCAUUAUGGAUUAUACAAGGGUUCUAGUUUUGGACAAAGGGAAAAUAGCCGAAUUUGACACUCCAACCAAUCUCAUAGCAACCAGAGGAAUAUUUUAUGGAAUGGCCAGAGACGCCGGAUUGGCAGCUUAGAUUAUUUUAUAUAUUUUUUAUGUUCCACAAUGUACAGAAAAUAAGCUUUGUUUUCAGAGCAUUCAACAUUCCGACUGUAAUCACUGAGCUGAUAUUUUAUAUUUUAACUUUUAUUGCCACAAACAUUUGUACGGAAAAAAAAAGGUUAUUUAAAUAUUGUUCAAAAUACUGAAAACUAAGAAAAAUACAAUAAAAUCACUUUUUUUUUUACUGAUUUUUAUUUAAUUAUUUGCAGCUCUAACAGAUUCUAAAGUAUAGGAGCAGUACUUAUAAAAAUAAAAUACCGACAUA